Molecule: messenger RNA, 2793 nt
Organism: Lodderomyces parapsilosis
Lineage: Eukaryota; Fungi; Ascomycota; Pichiomycetes; Serinales; Debaryomycetaceae
Gene: ZCF8
Product: Zcf8p
Exons: 1
Coding region: 1-2793 (930 amino acids)
Biological process (GO): regulation of transcription by RNA polymerase II
Cellular component (GO): nucleus
Molecular function (GO): DNA-binding transcription activator activity, RNA polymerase II-specific; zinc ion binding; RNA polymerase II cis-regulatory region sequence-specific DNA binding
Source: RefSeq, a predicted model, not a curated record
AUGGAUAUUCGUACAAUCAUGGAUGAUUCCUCACAACAGCCACAAACGUCGACCAGAGAGUCAAGUGCAACAACAUCUAACAAUGUGGAACACUCGGAGCGGCAUGUACCAUCUAAUCAAAACACACUGUUGGCCAAUUCGGCGGCACUACAAUCUCCACAGCCCGAUCCACCACUGUCUAAUGCAAACGAUAAGACCAGUAACGAAGGCUCAACGGAAUCGCCAUCGCCAAUGCCAAUGUCCCACUACCCAAAUACACAGCACCGACAUUUCAACAUUGAUGAAACUAGCAAUAGUUACAUUUCCGACCAUGAUCCGCAUAACCCAAACAAGCCAAAGAGACAGAGACGGAGUUACAGUUGUGGGCCAUGCAAGAUGUUGAAAAUUAAGUGCGAUUUGCAGAUCCCUUGCACUUCAUGCAAGAAGUUCAAACGUGUUAAUAGAUGCCUAUUGCAACCACCGCAACCUCCAUCACAAGAGGAGCUUAGCAAGAUUAAAGAACGAAAGAAAAGAACGAUGCACAAACGGUUGAAAACUUCGAAUGAUAUUGUGCACGCAUUUAAUGACAACCAAAACUCAAUUCCGUCAUUACUUUCAUCGAUUCAGUCAAGCAAAAUUCUUAUGGAACAACAGCUGAGAUCAUAUUUGGACCAAGGCGUACAGCAACAGCUGCAACGACAAGGGGGUAGUGAAAACUUUACCUUGGCGCACAUACGCCAAUCCCAUUUUUCCAACUUGCAACCCGAAACAAAUAAUGGUAUGUCCCAUCACCCCAUCUCGCACAUUACGUCAAAUUUUGAUGUCGAAACAAGGCCAUCGGUCGAGAAUAAACAGCCACAGGGUGAUUUGAUUGAAACUUUGCUUGCAAAGGAUUAUCAAAAGAAUAUUGAGCUAAGCAUGGUGGAUGUCAAAAGGAUUAAAAGACUAUUGCCCAGCAAAUUUGAAGCUAUUGAGCAUAUUUAUCAGUUAUACUUAAACACCAUCAACUCAGUAUUUUUGGACAUCCAGGAUCACGACGAGAUUAUGCGAGUGGGACGGGCCGUCUACGAAAAAUUAGUUUCAAUUGACGAUGACAAUGUCAAGAAUUUGAGCAAAAGCGUUGAAUUUAAUGUGGUAGAAUUGAGGAAUUUAUCUCUAGUUUUCCUCAUCCUUGCUAGUGGAUUUGUGUUUGAGAGACAGGAGAAUAUACCAUGUAAUUUUCUUUUCGAUUUGAGAACAGUUUAUAAACACGAUUUGAUUCAGGAUUGGGUCAAAAUUGCAAAGUUUAUCAAACUAAAGCUAUUGUCCUAUGAGUCAUUGACAGACUUGAUUUAUUUGAUGGAUUGGUACUUUAUUAUAAAAAAUUUGUACACCUAUGACAAUGUUAUUAUUGAGAAUUAUUUGGAGUUCAACAACUUGUUGAAUUAUCUCGUGUUGAACAAUGAUUUUGUUGCUUUGAUUGAGGACGUUAACGCGGAGGUACAGGGUCCCGAAGAUAGUCCGCAACCUCCUCUGCUGGAGGUUAGGAAGAGAAGUUACCCUAGAACUCGAGAGUUUCGAUUAUUAGGCAAAUAUUGGAUCCAAAUACGGAUGAUUGAAUUGGAAUUUACAUUCUUCCAAUACAAGGGUUCAAUGUUGGUUUCCAAUCAAUUAAAGAACUCUAUCGUCCCUCAUGCUGACGUAUUGAAUAGCAUGUAUGGCCCUAAGGGGGCUUUUGCUAAUUCUCCGUUGACAAGACACCAAAUUGCCAUUUGGAGUCUUUAUUACACGAGGUCGGGUCAAUCCACAUCAAUAAGACGUAUAGUCAAGGACUACUUGAGUUUGUACAGCAAUGCGUCAAUAUUAUUGAGAGAUGACUUGAAGCGAGUGGAAGAGAAGUUUUGUGAUGUGGUAGAAGGAGUUUCGGAGCCGCAGGUGACAAAAACGGAUGUGGAGACUUUACUCAAAAACCAACAAAUUUUGCUCUUGUUUGUUAGGUGGCUAUCGUUCAUUCGAAUUGAGUCCAGCUACUUUCCGAGUUUGAGAUACUCGUCGUUUUUGACAACCAUGAUGAAUUUGAAUAAUCAUUUCAAUCUACUUGAUAAAUUUUACAAGGGCAAAGGAGCAGGGGACAAUUUGGUUGACUUUAUACUUGAAAACUUUUCGUUACACUUCAUAAAGGCAUUCUUGCAAUGCUUGACGUAUCAGUCAUUGUUUUUGAUAUUUUUGAAGUACGUGCUUCUUCAAAAGACAAGAGAGAACAACGUUACCUACAAGAUUCGUUUAGACAAAGUUUAUCGUGAAACUCUUGAAUCAUUUCAAAUGACAUUGAAUAAGUUUAUUGUUAGCCCUGCAAUGAAGGGAUACUACACGUACAUCCCCGUGUUUCGCGUUAAUGUCGAUUUUUUGAUUGACGCCAACCAUGUUCUCAAUGAAGAACCAACUACAGUACAAAGACAACUGGAUGGUAACUCACAAAAUCAUAAACCUCCAUUUGAAUUCAAGGAUUUGACUGACUUGCUUUACCAUUUGAAAAAUGAGUGCGAUUCGGAACAUUGGAAGUAUAUCACCGAUGUAUAUUUCGGUUCAAGAGAUAAUUUUUUCAGAUACGUGGAAAAAGUGUGGGAUUUGUUUCAAUUUUUAUUGAGCAAUGCUGCAACACCUGGAGAGGGGCCUGGAGCACAAUUGACUAGGGACAUGGUAAUCACAAACACUUUAAAGUUCAAUGAUGCAUUUGUCGACCAGCAUAAAGAUAAAUUGAUGGGAUUGGUGUUUGACCUUAAUGAUGUUGAAGAAUACAUAAAGCUUAAUGUUGAACCUAAUAUUGAUGAUUAG